Molecule: messenger RNA, 2117 nt
Organism: Hyla sarda
Lineage: Eukaryota; Metazoa; Chordata; Amphibia; Anura; Hylidae
Product: G-protein coupled receptor 35-like
Exons: 1
Coding region: 12-929 (305 amino acids)
Biological process (GO): positive regulation of Rho protein signal transduction; phospholipase C-activating G protein-coupled receptor signaling pathway
Cellular component (GO): membrane
Molecular function (GO): G protein-coupled receptor activity
Source: RefSeq, a predicted model, not a curated record
GCCAUGAAAUCAUGAGGAAGAGGAAUCAACAUGUAGAUAUUUUCCUGAUGAUCAUACUUAUAGGUGCCUUUAUUUUUGGAACAAUUUUCAACUCACUUGCUGUAUGGGUUUUCUGCUUUAAGAUGAAGAAGUGGACUGAGACCAGAGUGUUCAUGAUGAAUCUUCUUCUUAGUGACUGCUGCCUGCUGUUUACCCUACCUUUCCGAAUUUAUACGACUCAACAACUAUGGGGUCUGGGUGACAUAUUGUGUGAUAUUCUUCGUUUUUCUUAUUUUAUGAAUACAUACAUGGGCAUCGCUAUCAUCACUUUAAUAUCUAUAGACAGAUAUGUGGCUAUAAAGUUUCCACUGAAAUCGAGAACCCUACGUUCUCCAAAGAAGGCAGCAUUGGCAUGUGGGAUUAUCUGGAUACUCUUUAUUGCAAUACGUCUCUACCUUGAGUUUGGCACAGAUGUAGCAUUCAGAGAUUCAUCCUUCUGCUUUCGAAAAGUAUCAACAAAACCACUGAAGAGAGCUUUGUUAUUUACUGUUUUUGGUUCCUGCAUUCCAAUGGUCAUACUAAUUUUCUGCUCAACUCAAAUCAUCUGGACCCUAAAGAAAAAGGAGAAAAUGAAUGUGAAUGAAGAAAAGGACAUUGAGAAAACCAUCAGCAUCGUUAAAACAAAUUUGGCAAUUUUUUUGCUUUGCUUUUUGCCCAAUAGUAUUGCAAAUAUUGCAAGGUUUAUCAUUGAAUCCAAAGGUCUCAAUUGCUCGCUUAUAAAGCUGGCUAAUGAUGCUGUCCAUAUCACGCAAGGCCUUAGUGACCUAAACUGCUGCCUAGAUAGCAUCUGCUAUUACUUUGUGGCGAAGGAAUUUUGGGAAAAAGCUUCACUGUUUUCAAGGUUUACAAAACAACUAAUCCAGGACCAUACACAAGAGUCUAGUAUGUAGAGACUCAAGGAUUGUAUCCAUACACAAGAGUCUAGUAUGAAGAGAGUAAAGGAUUGUAUCCAUACACAAGAGUCUAGUAUGAAGAGAGUAAAGGAUUGUAUCUAUACACAAGAGUCUAGUAUGUAAAGAGUAAAGAAUUGUAUCCAUACACAAGAGUCUAGUAUGAAGAGAGUAAAGGAUUGUAUCCAUACACAAGAGUCUAGUAUGAAGAGAGUAAAGGAUUGUAUCUAUACACAAGAGUCUAGUAUGUAAAGAGUAAAGAAUUGUAUCCAUACACAAGAGUCUAGUAUGAAGAGAGUAAAGGAUCGUAUGUAUACACAAGAGUCUAGUAUGAAGAGAGUAAAGGAUUGUAUCUAUACACAAGAGUCUAGUAUAUAAAGAGUAAAGAAUUGUAUCCAUACACAAGAGUCUAGUGUGAAGAGAGUAAAGGAUUGUAUCUAUACACAAGAGUUUAGUAUGUAAAGAGUUAAGAAUUGUAUCCAUACACAAGAGUCAAGUAUGUAGAGAGUAAAAAUUUGGAUCUAUACACAAGAGUCUAGUAUGUAAACAGUUAAGGAUUUUAUCCAUACAAAAGAGUCUAGUAUGUAGAGACUAAAGGAUUGUAUCCAUACACAAGAGUCUAGUAUGUAGAGAGUUAAGGAUUGUAUCCAUACAAAAGAGUCUAUUAUAUAGAGAAAAAAAAAUAUUGUGUCCAGUGUGGAUACUUGCAAAGGUGUAUAUAACCGUAACCACCAUAGAUAACAUGAUAUCUUCUUACACUGUACAUACAAUAGUAUAUUCCACACUGAUUCAUAGACUGCACCACACAAGUCAUGCAGUGAAUUAAUGCAGAAUGAUCUGACCAACACAAUAUUUCAGUAAAACUGACUGACUAGUGUAUAGGUUUAUAAUAUAUUUGAUUAAAAAAAUAGUACAUACCUAUGGCAACUCUGUUUUAAGUAGCUGCCAUAUGUAAAUGUAGUAAUUGUUAAUUUAUUAAGGUUUUUUGUUAAUUUAUUUUGCAAUGUUUUCCAUUCCAGUGUUUGUAAAUGAAAAUACAGUAGCAUCUUUUACAUCCAUACAAUGUGCACUUUGCACAUGUGGACUAAAUCCUAGGGUAGGAAGUCCAUCAAUGUUAAUAUAAUCACGUCUGUAAAAAUAUGUUUUAUAUAACUGAAUAUGUAAUAACGCUGAGCCAAUAAAACAUAA